Molecule: messenger RNA, 720 nt
Organism: Serendipita indica DSM 11827
Lineage: Eukaryota; Fungi; Basidiomycota; Agaricomycetes; Sebacinales; Serendipitaceae
Source: the annotation of a GenBank genome assembly
AUGAAGCUGCCCUGCCCAACCUCAGCCUCAAUCCCACGAAACACCACCGUGAGGAUCCUCAACGCUUCGGGACCUACUGUUGAUCAUAGACAAGCCAAGGUCCGAAACUUAGGUGAGAAGCGAGACAAUCCGGGACGGAUAAGGAGCCAGAAACUACUCCAGCUCGUUCAACAACUCAAAGAUGAACUUCCACGAGGUCGGUCAUUAGAGCGUCACGAGGAACGCGCACAGAUUAUAAAGAAGGGAUAUGAACGUCUGAAUAAGCUGAAGCAACGCCCCGCAGAGGAUGUAGCGAACGAUGAAACCGAGGAGAUAAAGGCAAUUGAAUAUGAUCUCAAGGUUCUCCAAGAUCAGACCCCUCAGUCGAACACCACUGCAAACCAGACACAGAACCUCCUCAGCGUGACUCUUUCCAGUAUGGAUUGCCCAGAACCGUUGCCCAUCACGAUUACCCAAGGUGCCUGUUACAGCAGUCUCGUGUGGCUUUUAAGAGACUUGCAUCAAGUCGACGUACCAAAUAUAUGGAUUCGACAAGAAGGAAAACAGCCUUGGACCCCAAAGGGACUUGGUUUGGAACAGGUCGAAUACGACAAGAUGAUCGAGGAGCAUACGCUCGACUUUGUUGAUUCCACAAACAACCGCUACUAUAUCGUAGCAGUCGUUAGUGAAAAUGGAAAUGAAUUUCCCGUCGCUUUAGGUAAGACGAUUCCCAGAGUCUAG